AUGGCAGGUUGGAGCCGGAGCCGAUCACAAAGCAAACUCUUUGCUUGGGCACAAGCUCAGGAUAUGAUGACAGUCGAAAGCGAGAUAGAUAGGUCUCGCAAAGAGAUUCAAACCCUCAAUCGUAAACCAAGUCUUUCGAAUGACCCUCACUAUGUCGCUCGCCGCCAAGCCGAGCGUGUUCACGCUCAGGAUGCCCAAAAACGACUCGCCAGCCUAGGUCUGGUUACCCCUGCCAUCCACAAUUCCUUCAUCUCACGCCCCAAAAGCUCUUCAGCGGUAAAGUCCAUGUCUAAAUCAUCGCCUUCAACACCUUCACCCGAACAGAGAGAAAUAGUCCAGCUUCGCGAUGAGCUCGCCAGAUUGAAACAUGACCACGCUCAACUACAAGAUCGGAUGAGCUCCUCUGUACGGAAGGCUGAGGCGGAACAAAAGAAACAUGAUACUGAGAAAAAGUUCAUGAUCACUAUGAUCAAGAAAUUGAAGAUGGAAGUCGAGGAAGGCUGGGAUAGGCUCAUACGCCUUAAAGAAUCUUACGAAGCACAUGGGGCACCACAAGCGAUACAAGGGUAUCAAACACCCUCAAGAGUAGACCUCUACGAACAUAUGAACAUCUCAAGACCAUCGACGAGGGUUUCCUUUAGCGAUCAGAUGGAACCACCCAGCCGACCACAUUCCUCUCAAACGACCAGUCGACAUUCAGCCGUUGAACAUCUUCGAGCCCCGAGCAUUAGCGAUCUACCAACUAGCUUCAAAGGACGAGGAAGCUUGAACCGAGCGGUUGGUCACGCUCGCACCGGAUCGGCUGAACUACACCAUCAGCACAGUACAUCUUCAUCAAUCAUACCUUCGUAUCUGCUAUUCAAUCAAGCCUUACCUCAGCGCAGUCGUCGUACUUCCUUCAGCUAA
Molecule: messenger RNA, 906 nt
Organism: Melampsora larici-populina 98AG31
Lineage: Eukaryota; Fungi; Basidiomycota; Pucciniomycetes; Pucciniales; Melampsoraceae
Exons: 2
Coding region: 1-906 (301 amino acids)
Source: RefSeq, a predicted model, not a curated record